Molecule: messenger RNA, 1323 nt
Organism: Amphimedon queenslandica
Lineage: Eukaryota; Metazoa; Porifera; Demospongiae; Haplosclerida; Niphatidae
Product: Werner syndrome ATP-dependent helicase homolog
Exons: 16
Biological process (GO): double-strand break repair via homologous recombination; telomere maintenance; DNA replication
Cellular component (GO): chromosome; nucleus; cytoplasm
Molecular function (GO): nucleic acid binding; ATP binding; 3'-5' DNA helicase activity
Source: RefSeq, a predicted model, not a curated record
AAUGUCUUUAUAUUCUCAACAGGUUAUGGUAAGAGCCUAUGUUACCAGUAUCCAGCUGUGUAUUGUAACGGACUCUCGUUAGUGAUAUCACCUUUAAUAUCACUAAUGGAGGACCAAGUGACACAACUCAAUGUUAGAAAUAUUCCUUCAUGUUUCCUCGGAUCUGCUCAAUUUGAUGAAGCAGCUGCUAAGAAGAACAUCCUCAGUGGUAAUAUUCGUGUCUUGUUUAUCACUCCAGAAUAUGCUGACCGCAGCAAUAAAUUCUUCAUUGAAGUCUGUGAGAAAGUUGGUAUUACACUGGUAGCAAUAGAUGAGGCUCAUUGUGUGUCUCAGUGGGGUCAUGACUUCAGAGACAGUUACAGGAGACUGGGGAACAUCAGGCACCAUAUUCCUAAUGUUCCAUUAUUGGCGCUAACAGCUACAGCGACACCAGCUGUUAGGAAGGACAUCAUCAGCUCCUUGAGACUGACUAACCCACUCAUGGUCACCACCAGCUUUGACAGGCCUAAUUUAUAUAUUGAGAUUAAUCCCAAAUCAGGUUUACCUUCUGAAGACUUCAAACCAUUGCUAUUAGCAACCAAAGACCCAGCGACUAACAGGACAGUCCACAGUUUUGAAGGCCCCACUAUAGUUUAUUGUCGUAAGAAAGCAGUUACAGAAGAGAUCACCUCAGUAUUGAAAAGUAUGGGUGUGUCCUGUGGUACCUAUCAUGCUGAUAUACCACUGAAGGAGAGGAAGGAAGUCCAUCAUAAGUUCCUGAGAGAUGAACUACAGUGUGUUGUUGCCACCAUUGCCUUUGGUAUGGGCAUUGAUAAACCUGAUGUGAGGCUAAUAGUACAUUAUUCAGCUCCACAAGAUAUUGAAUGUUAUUAUCAGGAAAUAGGACGAGCUGGAAGAGAUGGUUCUCCCAGCAAGUGCUACAUGUUUUAUUCAGACAGUGACUUCAAUUUGAACCGGUUCUUCCUAAAGGACAUCAGUGAUUCAUUGUUCCUGGAACACAAACAGAAAAUGUUGAGGAAACUAAUGACACUCCUGAGCUCAUCAGAAUGCAGGAGAAAAUUGCUGUUGGAACAUUUCAGCAAGAAUCUUUCCACUGACAUUGGAGGUCAUAAAGACUGCUGUGAUAACUGUAGGAGAUUUUUACGAGGUGAUAUUCAAAUUAAAACAAAUUAUUCAAAAGAUGCCAAACUGUUGAUGGACGUGAUUAAGGCUUUGAGAAAUGAUUAUGGUAUUACAAUGACAGUAUCAAUUUUAAGAGGAUCAAAAGCACAAAAGAUUCCAAAGUACAUAUUGAAGCAUCCAGUGCAUGGAAAAGGAUUGUAA